GUCGGGGAGCUGCUCGCGAGUCCUCUUCGGGCGCAGCGAUAAUCACGGCCCGGAAUUCUCUGCCAAGUCCCCUGUCCCCGGGAUUUUGCCAUGUGUCGCUGCGGGUCGUGUCCACGUGGAGAGCCAGGCGCACCCAGAGCCUGAAGUCCCGCCUGGAAGGAUGCACCCCUUCCCCUGCUCGGCGCUGCUUGCUUGCUUUGGCAACACGCGGGAGGCUGUACCCCUCGACCAGCCCAGCGCUGCGGGUGUCCACGCCGCCGUCCGAGGCCAGCCCACGGCCACAGCAGGCGGACACGCGAGCGCCCGGCCAGCGGAAGGAGCUCCGGGGAAGGGGCGGGAGCCCGGGCCCUCUGCGGAGCGGAAUGGCCGCGCGAAGCGGAGCUCAAGGAGCCUCGCUGCUGUGCAGCCAGCGGAGACCCCCGAGGACCUGCCCGGGCCGCUGCCGGAGAAGCUGCACUGCCAAGCAGCUGCUCCGCAGACUUCCAUCCCCAGAGCGUCAGCUACUGCAGCGCCCAAGGAAGAAGAGUUCCAAGAAGAACCUAAGUGCCCUGAAUUGGAACAGAAGACAGCAUCAGACAGCCCACUUGAGGACAGUGACCCCAAGGACUCAUCCCUCGGACCAAGACACAUCAUGGCUGAGCCAGAGUACGUAGACGAUGACAACCCUGAGCUGAUUCGGCCCCAGAAACUGGUCAACCCUGUCAAGACAUCCCGGAACCACCAGGAUCUUCACAGGGAGCUCCUUAUGAAUCAGAAAAGGGGUCUUGCUCCUCAGAAUAAACCAGAAUUGCAAAAAGUGAUGGAAAAGAGAAAAUGGGACCAAGUAAUAAAGCAAAAGGAAGAGGAAGCACAAAAGAAGAAAUCUGACUUGGAAAUUGAACUACUGAAGCGGCAGCAGAAGUUGGAGCAGCUUGAACUUGAGAAGCAGAGAUUGCAAGAAGAGCAAGAAAGUGCACCGGAGUUCGUGAAAGUGAAAGGCAACCUCAGGAGAACAGGUCAGGAGGCAGCCCAAGCCCAGGAGCCCUAGGCCAGGGCUGCCCGAGGCCGGCGCUGUCCUGUGGGAGCUGUCUGGGCGUUCCGCGGCGCUGGUCCCAGGGACGGAGCCCGGAAGAGAAUUCCAGCCAGCACAGACGCUUGCCUAGAGAAGGGACUUGGUUUGGUUUUCCUGCAGUCUGGGUGAAUAAAUUGUCUGUGACUGUUGCAGUUCCCAUUCGCCAAAUGAAGGACAUUGACUAGCACUUCGGUUGGAGUCAUGGACCUGGAUUCGGAGAUUUAAGCAGGAGAAAACAGCGGAACAAGCAGGAGAAGGGAAGGGGACACUGGAGUACAUUCUUGAGAGUUGCACUACGCAGUUUUUCUUCCAGUCCGAAUUUCUUAGCGCGCGGAGUCUUUUUCUUAGAAAAGAUGUUUGAUUCUCGUGGUUAUCUGUUAGAUGAUUUAGAUUGCAUAGAAAUGCAUUUAAUCUGUUACGUACAAUAUUGGGAAAUUUUAUUUUGAGAGUCCAGAUUUUUCUUGCUGAGUUCAUACUUCCUCCCACGUUAGAAUUGGCAGCAGGGAACGUUAACGCUGAGGUUGAGCACAGCUGUUACCUUGCUGGCACUGAGCUCCAGAAAUCGGAAGGCAGGUUUAGGGGGUGUGAGCCCGGCGUGGGUCCGUCAGUCGGCCCGCCCGCCCGUCCGUCCGUCUGGCUUCUCUGUGGGGUGGUGUGAGGCGUGAGUUUGGUGGGCUUUGCCCCACACCCAGGAAGGCGCUGUGCGCUUUGACAGCCGGUGGGCAUCUCUGCAGCUCCCUCCAAGACUGCUGAGCUGUCCUUCCCGAUGAAAGGAUCCCGCGGUCCUUUGGGCAGUAGACAGUCUGCAGUUUCGGAAGUAGAGGGCCCAGAGGCUUUUCCCCUCUCCGGGGAGCAGUGCAGGGGCACUUUCAUGGGAGCUUUAGGGCAAGAUCUUGCAGUGUUUGAGCAUUUUGAUAUCAUUAGAAUCCAAGCUUUGCUAGUUUCUGGUCAGUGCUCACAUAUUUCUUUACUAUUUUUCCCUGUGCAGAAAGACUAAUGCCCCUCCCUCGGCCCCGUGCUGUUGAGAGAGGCGAGGCUGGUGCCUCCUGUAUUAUUGCAUCCCUCAGGAAAGCCAAGGAGCAGUGCGGGCCGGCCCGCCUUCUUCACACGCGCUAACGUGCUCCUCAGAGAGGCAUCCAAGCUACGAGGGCGCCCAGUUCUCAGGCGAAUGUCAUUUUAUACUGCCGGUGUAAUGUUGGUGAUUUAGUGUGUUCUUCACAGAGGCAUCUCGGCCAGUAACUUUCACAUUGAAGACUCUGCUUAUGCUCCCUCUCGUGACGCUAGAGAGCUGGACCAGGGCUUUGGAGCCCUUCGUUAGCACAGUAGACAUUAGCUUUCUGUGCGAGUGUUUAGUUUUAGCAGUUGGCAGGCCCGUAUUCAGCCCUAAUAUGAACACCCUAAGAGUAAGUGGAGGCUGGUACACAGCUAGAGAAAUGUGUUAGUUGAUUACAUCUGAAAUGGAUUAUUUGUCUCAUGAGCAAGUAUUAUUUGAACAAAAUACAAGAUGCUUAAGAUAAAACAGUGCUCUAUAGUAGUUUGCUUUCAAAGAUUGGAGUGGUAGCUCUCUCUUUCACCAUUCCUUUGAGAGAAGAAAAUGCAGUAACUGAUGAUCUUGAAAGAACAUGUCUGAUUGCGUGUUCAUUCAGAGCUCCUUUGUGUAUGUGGACUGAUGGUGUGGUUAGUAAAGUAGAAAUUUGGCUGGGCUCAAAUCAUCUUAUCUAACUAGAUGUGGAUCUGUGUCCUUGGAGUAAUUCUGCCACUUGACCAAAUUCUCAAGGGCCCAACCAGGCUCCCUGACAAGGAUGAAUUCUGCUCCUAGAUCUUCUGUAGACUUCAUUCAUCGCCAAGAAAAAGUUAAUUCAAAAAAGCAUUCUCUCCUGAUCACAGACAAAUCUGCAGAGUUAUCUGCGGUUACUGCUACAAGCCAGCCAGAAGAUGACUUGUGAACAGCAUGAGAUGGGGCUGUCCUAACCAGCAGAGGUGCGGGCAUUGAGGCUCUUGAGGUCUGAUUGGCUGGGUCACCGGCUGGAGCUCAGAAGGGAGCAGCCUCCUCAACGCUGUUCUGUCCAGACCUGUGGACUCGGGAACAUCUGCGCAGUCCUGUGCUUUGAGCCACUUUGGGGGACAAAAGUGGCUCCAUUUUUCCACUCUGUGGUUUUCUUAAAAUAGUUGAGUGUUUUAUAGUCUGAUAGUAAAGUAGUGUUGCUUUAUAAGCUAUAACAGUUGACUUUAUUCUUCUACUCUGGAAAAUCUUGCCUUGUCUGAGUGUAUAUAAUAUAUAUAAAGGGAGCCUUAAUGGAUUUGUUUUCAUAAUUUAAUAUUUUUUGUAUUUGCUCUUGUAUAAUUGUUUUUAAUGGAAAGUAUUACAGAAUUGAGAGUGGAAUUCUUAGAACCAAAGUUAUUCUUAAUAAAAAUCACCACAUGCUUGGACCAUG
Molecule: messenger RNA, 3486 nt
Organism: Heterocephalus glaber (naked mole-rat)
Lineage: Eukaryota; Metazoa; Chordata; Mammalia; Rodentia; Bathyergidae
Gene: Fam107b
Product: family with sequence similarity 107 member B
Source: RefSeq, a predicted model, not a curated record